Molecule: messenger RNA, 1208 nt
Organism: Carassius auratus (goldfish)
Lineage: Eukaryota; Metazoa; Chordata; Actinopteri; Cypriniformes; Cyprinidae
Product: voltage-gated potassium channel subunit beta-2-like
Exons: 9
Biological process (GO): regulation of action potential; potassium ion transport; regulation of potassium ion transmembrane transport
Cellular component (GO): voltage-gated potassium channel complex; cytoplasm; juxtaparanode region of axon
Molecular function (GO): voltage-gated potassium channel activity; transmembrane transporter binding; potassium channel regulator activity
Source: RefSeq, a predicted model, not a curated record
ACGCUCCAGCUUAGUCAUUACAACCAAAAUAUUUUGGGGUGGAAAAGCAGAGACUGAGAGAGGACUGUCAAGAAAACACAUUAUAGAAGGAUUGAAGGCAUCAUUGGAGAGACUGCAGUUAGAAUAUGUGGACGUAGUGUUUGCAAACAGACCAGACCCCAACACACCCAUGGAAGAGACUGUGCGAGCGAUGACCCAUGUGAUCAAUCAGGGAAUGGCGAUGUACUGGGGAACAUCACGCUGGAGUCCGAUGGAAAUCAUGGAAGCGUACUCUGUGGCCCGACAGUUCAACCAGAUCCCACCAAUCUGCGAACAGUCAGAGUAUCACAUGUUCCAGAGGGAGAAGGUGGAGGUGCAGCUUCCCGAGCUCUUCCAUAAGAUCGGUGUGGGUGCGAUGACAUGGUCCCCGCUGGCCUGUGGGAUAAUCUCAGGGAAAUACGACAGCGGGGUGCCAGCCUACUCUCGCGCCUCACUGAAGGGCUACCAGUGGUUGAAGGACAAGAUCUUGAGCGAGGAGGGCCGACGCCAGCAGGCGAAGCUGAAAGAGCUGCAGGCAAUCGCUGAGCGGCUGGGCUGCACGCUGCCACAGCUAGCCAUCGCGUGGUGCCUGAGAAAUGAAGGUGUGAGCUCUGUGCUCCUUGGAGCCUCCAGCACGGAUCAGCUCAUGGAGAAUAUAGGAGCAAUACAGGUUCUUCCAAAGUUAUCCUCCUCCAUCGUGCACGAGGUGGACAGUAUCCUGGGCAACAAACCCUACAGUAAAAAGGACUACCGCUCCUAGUGUGGGACGGGACGGGACGGGACCAGAUGCUCCACACCCACCUUUGCCUGAUCCUCCGUUCGCUUCAGCUUUUACUGAAUGAGUACCGGCCGCAUGAGACGGGCAAGCACCCACAAACCCUGGAGAGCAAGACUUUUAGAACACAAAGGGCAAGAAACGUAAAAAAAAAAAAAAAAAAAAAGACACAUCACUGACUGAGGGGUUGACAUUCAGGAUAGAGAGCGAUGCAUUGAAGAUAUGUGCUUACGGAUUCUUCUGUAUGAGUACUUUAAAACCAGAUCAUUAGGGUAAUUCAGAACAAAAUGAAAAAUAAUAUGCUUAAAAAAAUGUUUUUUUAAAUGACAUGCUUGCUUGAUUAAUGGAAAUAUUAAGUUUUUCUCUUCUUUUUUUUUCGUAUUGAAUGCAUAAAUGGAGCUCAAGCUGAAAUAGG